Molecule: messenger RNA, 1935 nt
Organism: Sebastes umbrosus (honeycomb rockfish)
Lineage: Eukaryota; Metazoa; Chordata; Actinopteri; Perciformes; Sebastidae
Product: biotinidase-like
Exons: 6
Coding region: 256-1848 (530 amino acids)
Molecular function (GO): hydrolase activity, acting on carbon-nitrogen (but not peptide) bonds, in linear amides
Source: RefSeq, a predicted model, not a curated record
UGCUCGCUGUCAGGUUGCUGUCUGUUUUCUGUGAUCCUUUCAGGGCCACAAAUAUCUAAGUAUGCUAUUUGAAAAAUGUAAGACGUGGAUCUGCUGCACAAACUACAGGUCGUGUGGCUACAGAUUCAUACAGUAAAGACAACAAUAUUUCGCAAGUGGAGCUUAUCAGCUCUAAACCAACAAUGACUCAGCUGACUGACCUUUGUCCUCUCAGGUGUGAGGGAGGCUAACUAGUGUCUCUGGGUAACAUCGGCCAUGUCUCUCAGGGAAGAAACAAUGUUUUUGCUGGUAGUUGUUGUUUUUGUCAGCUGCUCUUUAAUGUCGGCCGCUGGUCAAACAGAGUCCACAGUCCUGGACUCCUCGUACGUUGCUGCUGUUUAUGAGCACAACUUGAUCCUGAACCCGGACCCUCGGGUCCCUCUGUCCCGCCUCGCUGCCCUGGAGCACAUGCAGAAAAACCUGGAUAUCUACGAGGAGCAGGCUGCCCGGGCCGCUCAGCAGGGUGCCCAGAUCCUGGUGUUUCCAGAAGAUGGUCUUCAUGGUUACAACUUCAGCCGUUCGUCCAUCUUUGGCUACCUAGAAACCGUUCCUGACCCCCAGCAGGAGAGCUGGAACCCCUGCACAGAACCGGACAAACACAACAACACUGAGGUUCUCCAGCGGUUGAGCUGUAUGGCCCGUCGUUACAACCUCUACCUGGUGGCCAACAUGGCUGACCUGCAGCCUUGCCCUCUGAAGACCGACCCCUCCUCCUCCUGUCCCCCUGAUGGACGCUGGCAGUUCAACACCAACGUGGUUUUCAGGUCAGAUGGCCUGCUGGUGGCACGCUAUCAUAAACAAAACCUUUUCUUUGAGGAGUCCUUUGACACGCCGCCGCAACCUGAGAUCAUAACGUUCAAUACGCCUUUUGCUGGGAGGUUUGGUCUCAUCAUCUGCUUUGACAUCCUGUUCCACGAGCCCACAGUUAACCUGGUGGAGAAGGGUGUACGUCAGCUGAUCUUCCCCACGGCCUGGAUGAACACGUUGCCCCUACUGGACUCAGUCCAGUUCCAGCAGGCGUUCAGCUUGGGUGCCAAUGUCACCCUGCUAGCGGCCAACCUUCGUAAAGACAAACUAAGAAUGACAGGAAGUGGUAUCUACACCCCUUUUUCUGCCAUCUACCACCACGCCCAGAAAGGAGACCCAGAGGAGGGCAGGCUGCUGGUGGCCAGGGUGCCAGUGUUAGACCCAGAGUGGGUGGGGCAGAGCGUGGCCACGGAGGAGGAGGGGGUGGUUAGGGGUGAGCCCACAUCAUCUACAGAGUCUGGAUCCUGUCACAAAGACAGCUGUUUGGAUCCUCCUCCUCCUGAAACUGCUGCUUCUGUUCCUCCCUCCUCCACCUUCGUCUCAUCCAUGAUGUGCGACCCAUUUACAUUUGUCCUCUUAAACGAGACAGAGGGCGAAGUCAACGUGUGUAACGGCACCUUUUGCUGCCACCUGCAGUACCGGCGGUUACCACAAGACGGCAGUAAAGAGCUCUACGCAUUGGGAGCAUUUGCUGGAACGCACAUAGUGGACGGACGCUACGCCCUACAGGUGUGUGCACUAGUCCGCUGUGCAGGGUUGGAGGUCAGUUCCUGUGGACAGAAAGUGGAAGAGGCAGAGUCUAAAAUAGACUUCCUGUUGAAGGGGCGGUUUGGGACCAGAUAUGUGUACCCAUCAGUUUUGGCUAGUAAGAUGGUCAUAGAGCAGCCAGAGCAUCUGGAAACAACUGCAGAAGGCAGAGUGACCAUGAGACACUCAAACAUGACCGAUGGGCUGGUCACCGCCUGUCUGUACGGACGAAUGUAUCAACUGGACAAUGAAUAGAUGGGUGUGUCGGGAGAAAAAUAUCAAAUACGUACAAAACAAAUGUUCUGUUCAUAUACAAACUGCAAUAAAUCAAAAACAAAUCUC